AUGAGGGCGCUUCGCUUCCGUCACUAUCUACAGAUCAAAAUCGAGACCCUUACGAUCUGCUCGACGACGAGCCUAGCUCCAAACCAAUACUCGACGAGCGGUGCCGCUGCCGGACACCUUACCCGGGUCACAGUCGGACGCAACAGGAGGUUUUUAGAAGCGAAGGCUACUCACGUCCUGGAAGCACUGAAGAAAACACAAGCAAGACGACAGGCCGACAAGGUGCCGCCGAGGGUUAGCCGAGCGAGCGUGUGGGCGCCGUAUGACUGGCACACGCCCGCCACAUUCACUCGCUGCAGAGACCAGGAAAGCCGUCGCAGCAGAAAAUUGAGGUCGGCAGACAGGGGCUGUUGUUUGGAGAGAGUUCCUUGCAUGAGCCCCGAGGCCACAGAGCGCGACGACGACCAGGAGUGCUACUCUGAGACCUAG
Molecule: messenger RNA, 429 nt
Organism: Colletotrichum truncatum
Lineage: Eukaryota; Fungi; Ascomycota; Sordariomycetes; Glomerellales; Glomerellaceae
Source: RefSeq, a predicted model, not a curated record